UGCCACCUGUCAGUGUCCAUCAGUGCCAGCUGUCAGUGCUCCUAUCAGUGUCAGUCAGUGCCGCCUAUCAAUGCCAGUCAGUGCCACCUAUCAGUGCUGCCAUUCAGUGCCACCUAUCAGUGCCAGUCAGUUCCACCUAUCAGUGCCAUGCUGUCAGUGCUGCCUAUCAGUGCCGCCUAUCAGUGCCAUAUAUGAGUGCUGCCUUUCAGUGCCCAUCAGUGAUGCCUGUCACAAUGCCCAUCAGUGCCAUCUACCAGUGCCUCCUCGUCAGUGUCCAUCAGUGCCACCUAUCAGUGCAGCCUAU
This is a messenger RNA of Staurois parvus, 304 nucleotides long. Lineage: Eukaryota; Metazoa; Chordata; Amphibia; Anura; Ranidae. The record is from the annotation of a GenBank genome assembly.